UGAACAUGCGGUUACAUGGGACAGUCUUGCUGGUUAUACUCCUCGGUUGCCUUUUCGCAACUUCAGAUGGACAGUUGGCCGCCAUGACAAUUGACCUCGGGACUCAAUUCCUUAAAAUUGGAAUUGUAAAACCUGGAAUUCCAAUGGACAUUGCUCUGAAUACGGAAUCGAGAAGGAAGACACCGAAUGUUGUUAUGAUUCAGGAUGGCCACCGAACUUUCGCUGAUGCAGCUAUCGGAAUGCAAGUCCGGUAUCCUCAUCUUGUUCAUGGACAACUCAACGAUUUAGUCGGCAAAUCCACACAACAUCCUUCAUUUGAGCUAUUCAAAAGACGAAAUACCUUCUUCGAGGUUGAUGAUGCUCCGAAGAAUGCUUCUUCUAUUAACUUCAAGCUUGGCGGAGAAAGCUAUACAGUUGAAGCACUAACUGCUAUGAUUUUAGCAAACGCGAAGAAGUUUACUGAAGAAUAUGCACAAGCUGCUGAAAUCAAAGAUGUUGUUAUCACUGUUCCGGUCUACUUUACACCUGCUGAAAGAUUGGCUGUAGAGCGUGCAGCUCAAAUGGCUGGACUCACCGUCCUUCAACUUAUCAAUGAUGGUACAGCUGCAGCAUUGAGUCAUGGAAUCUUCCGUAGAAAAGAAAUCGGUGAGAAACCGCAGAGAUUAAUGGUCUAUGACAUGGGAGCAGCUAAGACUACUGCAACAAUUGUCGAGUUUAAGUUGGUCAAGGAGAAGUACGAGAAACAACCAAAAAUGACAGUCCUGGGAGUAGGGUUCGAUCGAACAUUAGGAGGAAUUGAGAUGACCAAUCGUCUUAGAGAUCAUCUUAUUGAGAUGUUCGAGAAGAAUUAUAAACCGAAGACAAAGGUCAAUACGAACAGAAGAGCGAUGACAAAGUUUUCAAAAGAAGCUGAAAGAUUGAAGCAAGUUCUAUCUGCCAAUGCCGAACAUUUUGCUCAAAUCGAGAGUGCUCAUGAAGAUAUCGAUGCUAAACUGAAAGUCACUCGUGAGGAUUUCAAUCAUCUUAUUUCCGACAUGGAAUCUCGUUUUGGCGAGCCAAUUGAACAGGCUCUUCGGAUGGCUCAGAUUCCUAUCGAUGAUAUUGAUCAAUUUGUGCUGAUGGGAGCUGGAACCAGAGUGCCAAAAGUACAGGAAAUUGUGCAGAAAACAAUUGGAACAAAAGAGAUCGGAAAGUUCCUGAACACUGAUGAAGCCGUCGCUAUGGGAGCCCUAUUUCAAGCAGCUCAUCUCAGUAAAGGAUUCAAAGUCAAGCCGUUCAACAUCGAGGAAAAAGUUAUUUUCCCUGUUGAAGUUCAUUUUGUCAGCAAAAUUCGAGAUGAAAAGACUGAAGAGAUUACUGGAGAGAAAAAUGUGGUUAAAACCUUGUUUGCUGCCAAUUCCGUCUACCCUACCCACCCAAAGACGAUUUCAUUAACCUCUUACUCGGAUGAUUUUUCAGUUGCAUUGAAAUAUGGAAAAAUCGAAAGUUUUACGAAGCAACAAGUUCAAGAAAUUGGAAGUUUGUUGGAUAAUCUCGUUGAUGUUGAAAUUAGUGGUCUGAGUGAGGCAUUGAAAAAUCGAUCCAGUGAAGAAUCAGAGUUCAAGGGAGUGAAAGUUAGCUUUAUUGUGGAUGCAUCUGGAAUUGUACGAGUUAGAAGAGCCGAAGCUUUGUUUGAGCCAAAAUCUGGAUUAGUUGGAUCAAUUGCAAGCACCAUCAGUGGGCUAUUUUCAUCAAAAACUGAAGAAGGUGAACCGACAACUGAUGACAGUACUCCACAGAGCACUGAAGAGAAAACAGAGGAAAAAGAGUCUGUGAAAGUCGAAGAUUCAACUCCUGAACCAGAACCCGAAACCCCUGUCAAUUCCACAUCUGAAGAAAGUCCAAAAACAAAUGAAACUGAGAAAAAUGCUUCUUCCGGUAAUGCAACCGAAGUGAAAGAAAAGAAAAAGGAACUUCCAUCAAUUGUUCGCUUGCGCAUUACCAACAAAUAUCCAUCUGCAUUCGUUCCAAAUAAAUAUGAUGUUCAAGAAGAAAAACGUAGAAUGGAAGCAUUUGCUGAAAAAGAACGACUUGCAUCCGAGAGAGCUGCGGUGGAAAAUGAAUUGGAAUCUUUCAAUUUUGAAUGUUCACAAUAUCUCGAAGAAACUGAGUUCACUGAUUACAUGGCUGAUGAGGAGAAAACAAAAUUGGAAGAUUCUGUGAAAAGAAUUCGUGCUUGGCUCGAAGACGAUGUGACGAAAGAUACACCAACGAAGGAUUUCACAGAUAAUUUGCUCGAAUUGAAGAAUGUUGUACGGAGUGUGAAAAAGAGACAAGAACACGACAAGGCAGUUCCAGAGAAGUUGAAGAGCUUGGAGACUCUUCUGGAAACCACUUUCUCAUUGACCACUUUGGGUAACAAUGUUGACGAGGAGAAGGCACUAUUCAAAAAGGAAGACCGUGACGGUUUGAAAUCUAAAUUGGACAAACUGAAAAUUUGGGUCACAGAUGUUCGGAAACACCUAGAUUUGAAGAAGAAAACAGAUGAUUUCAACUUCACUGGAAAAGAUAUUGACACCAAGACCAAAAAUCUGAACCGUGAAGUAGAUCGAUUCAUGAAGAAAAUGAAGAAGAUCACAACAUUGGACGAUCUUGCCAAAGACGGAAAAAUUGAUAUCGACACCAUUGUAGAAGAAGCAGAGAAGAAAAAAGCCGAACAAGACAAGAAGAAGGAAAAGAAAAGCACGAAGAAAGCAAACGAGUCGAAAGUAGAAAACGAGUCAGAGAUAAAGACCGAGCUUUAAAUUUUUUGAAAAUUAUAUUAUCAUUUGGAGCAUUCUCUUCCAACGGGAUAUUUUUUACUCGUUUCUAAAUACUUGUUCAAUCUUUUUCUCAUGUUUGCCAAUGCUUUGGGAUUUUAAUUUAUUAAAAGUUCGAAUGUGAUAUGAUGGUGAUUACUCCCAUGGUUGUAUUUUUUUUUGUUUUCUUGUAGUCUUCUUUGAUAAAAAAAAUAAAAAUAUUUGUCUGUAAA
Caenorhabditis elegans is the source of this 3010-nucleotide messenger RNA. It is a transcript of the gene T24H7.2, whose product is annotated as Hypoxia up-regulated protein 1. The record is from RefSeq and is marked reviewed. NCBI's taxonomy places the organism in Eukaryota, Metazoa, Nematoda, Chromadorea, Rhabditida, Rhabditidae. Gene Ontology annotation, molecular function: ATP hydrolysis activity; ATP binding.